Maylandia zebra (zebra mbuna) is the source of this 954-nucleotide messenger RNA. The record is from RefSeq and is a predicted model, not a curated record. Lineage: Eukaryota; Metazoa; Chordata; Actinopteri; Cichliformes; Cichlidae.
GAAGAGACGAUAGAAAGUGGAAGUUUUUGCCCUUUUUUCCUCAAGUCCAACAAAGCGGCUGCUGCUGUUGUCAUAAUCUAGAAGAGGAGGACCCCCCAACCCCCCAUAGGACGAACAGUCUUGGAACCACAGACGGUGCAACAGGACUCCAUCAGACCGGUACCAACCAACCACUAGACCACACAACAAGUCGCUGUACAGCAGUAUGCCUGUAUGUUUGCCAGCAGCAUAAGAAGAAGCAUUAUGGAAGUGAAAGAGAGACGUCCAUACUGCUCCCUAACAAAGAGCCGGAAGGACAAAGAGGGGCCAUACAGUGGGGACAGUGAAGGCUGUGCUAUUGGUUCCCAGGGACUCCGGGUCCCCACCCAGAAGUCCUAUUCCUCCAGUGAAACACUGAAGGCUUUUGACCAGCACCAAGACCAGACCAGGUUACUGUACGGAACAACCAAGGGACACAAGGACAUGGUUCACCAUGAAAAGGAUGAUUUUAACAGACAAGGUCAACACUUCAGUCUUCGUCAGCUGGGGAUCUGUGAGCCACCGUCUCGUCGCGGCCUGCCUUUCUGCCCUGAAAUGCCUCCACCCCACCGUGGUUUCUCAGUUGGUACAGCUCAGGAGCUAGACACUGAUAGUCAGGCAGUCAUGUCCCCAGAGCAUGCUAUGCAUCUGUGGGGCCGCGGAGGUCUGGGUAAAUCAUCCGGGAGGAGUUCCUGCCUGUCGAGCCGCUCCAACUCAGUGCUGACUCUAACUGACACUGAGCACGAGAACAAAUCGGACAGCGACAAUGAGCAACCGUCCAAUCAUCACAACUCCAGCCUUCCUCCGGUACCACCGCCUCAUCGCCAACAACCCUCAGUAACAGCUCUUAGUCAAGCCCUGAGCGCCACACAUCACACUGGCCAAUCCCUGAACUCCACAAGGCAGCUAACCCCUCCUACUGGAAGCCCGGCCCUG